CGUUUGAUCGGGUCAGGAACCCAAUCCAACUGUGCUGUCAUUCACAGCUAGCUACUACUAGCAUCCAACUGAUUAAAGUACGGUUGUCUGUGGCCCAACUGUACGAAUGAUUGGCAGCUCACUUGGCCGCGAUGAUAGAUAUGAUUUAGCGCGUACGCUAGCUAAUGCUUAGCUGACGGGAAACCGGCCGUGUCCGCGGUGCAUAAAGCUGAAGAAUCAAAUGAAGCUGGACGCACGUUGGGUUGGGUGGGAGAUCGAAUCGAAUCAAUUCUCUUGUUGGCUCGUUCGUUGGGUGAGCCAGCGCUGUCGCCGAUGGCAACGGGCGGGCACGUAUGCGCCCAACUCCCCGGGAAAAAGUCGUUGAUGUUUGGUGGGACUUUGUUCCUUAGGCAGGUCGAAGUCAUUUCUCAAUUUGAAAGCGAGGCCAGAAGAAAGAAAGAAAGGGCUUAGCCACCUUAAGCAUCCCGUCAUCUGCAGCACAGUGAUGAACCGAUGAUAAACAUUUUGGUUCAACAAACACAAGAAAAGGACGUGCUCGGUGGCCGACUAAUACGUGUUCCAAACUGCCACUGGCCAGAGGCAGGGCACGUCCCUGUUGAGCCAGAUAGGUGCAGCGUGUUCCUCUUUGCGUCCCAGCACAGCACAGCACAGUACAUCUUCUAGUCUAGUACAGUAGUAGGAGUAUAUCACUGUCCGUAUCCGCACACGUUGCCGUCUGCAUGAACGGGCAGAGAGGCAAGCUGUUGAGCCUCACGUAACCUUCUUCCGUGUCUUUGGCCGGACUGUUCAAAGAUGGAGAAGUAGCAGUUCUAUUCUGGACGGAGUCUCAAGGAUUCGAACCGGCCGGUCUGACUCAACCUGUUCGGUGCGGUGUGGUAGGAGCACAGAUUUGUCUGUCGGCGUGUGGUUGGAGGAGGAGCAGCCGGCGACGACCAGGGAAAAUAAAGAUGCCAGCUUUGCUCCCCACCCCCCCAGCUUCAUCUCCUAGACACGACGGUGACCUGUGAAAUCCCGUGGAACGCGUGGAGGAGCAACAAUUAAUGGCGGCCGCUUCACCGCGACCGAGGGUGGAUCUCAUCUCCCCUCACACGUGACCGUUUUUGAGUUCAGGAGAGCCGAUACUACGUCAUACUCCUCCCUCCCUCCCUCCCUCCUAGUAGUGCCCAAUUAGGAGGGGAGGCGGCCGGCAGCAGGGAGAGGUCCACUCCACCCCAUCCACCGCGCCAGCCCGGCAAUGGAGCUGCUGUGCAAGGCGCCGGUGCUGAGCUGCGGCGCCAGGAGGGUCCGGGGGGGCGGAACGGGGUCGCCCAUGGGCCCGCUGGCGGGCGCGCUGGGGAGGUGGAUCUACGGGGCAGUGAAGCCGCCGCCGCCGCCGCCGCGGAUCUGCGGGACGCCCGGCGGGCCCCCGGUGACGGCGCCCAGGGUCCGGCUCAGCGACGGCCGCCACCUCGCCUACGCCGAGUCCGGGGCGCGCAAGGAGGACGCGCGCUACAAGGUCGUCUUCUCCCACGGCUUCACCGGCUCCCGCCACGACACCAUCCGCCCCUCGCUGGAAGUGGCUGAAGAGCUAGGCGUGUACAUGGUGGGUUUCGACCGUGCCGGAUAUGGCGAGAGUGACCCGAACCCUAACCGAUCUGUGAAAAGCGCAGCGCUCGACGUCGAGGAGCUUGCUGACGCACUAGGAUUAGGCCCUAAAUUCUACGUGAUCGGCAUCUCCCUUGGCUGCCAUGCUGUCUGGGGCGCCCUCAAGUACAUCCCUGAAAGGAUUGCUGGAGCUGCAAUGAUGGCUCCGGUGGUGAACUACUGGUGGCCGGGCUUCCCUGCGGAUCUUGCCGCGGAGGUGUACAACAAGCAGGAGGUGGGCGACCAGUGGGCGCUGCGUGUGUCACAUUACGCCCCUGGCAUCCUCCACUGGUGGAUGGAUCAGAGCUGGCUGCCCACCUCCACCGUCGUGGCCGGCACCACGCCGCUCCCCAAUAAGCGCGACGCCGAGAUCCGCGCCAAGCUCAAGGCCGAUGGCACAUUCCAGCAGAAGAUGGAACUGGCAACACAGCAGGGCAUCCACGAGUCGUACUACCGCGACAUGAUGGUGAUGUUCGGCAAGUGGGAGUUCGACCCGAUGAGCCUGCCGAAGCCGCCUUGCCCCGUGCACAUCUGGCAGGGCGACGAGGACGGCCUGGUGCCCGUGGUGCUGCAGAGGCACAUCGCCAGCCGGCUCAGCUGGGUGAACUACCAUGAGCUCCCCGCGACCGGGCAUUUCCUGUCGCCGGUCCCCGGGCUAGGUGACACCGUUCUCCAGACCCUUUUCGGCAAUGCUAAGCAAUGAUCAGCAGCAACAGCAGCUCUGAACAUACUACGUUGCUGAAGUAUAGCGUUCUUCGGGUGCAUUGUUUUAUUCUAAGGUGGUCAGGUUAUCGCUGAUUAGCGACGAUGUUAUAGGUGAAAUGGUGGUGUAACAUCAAGUGUUUUUUGUGGUGGAAAUCGCGCGGCCAGGAUGUGCGCGCAAAAUAUGUAAUUGAACCUUGGAAACGAGAAAGUAGUGGAACUACUAUACCAUGAUGAUCUUACCUUUUACUCCGUUA
Triticum dicoccoides is the source of this 2582-nucleotide messenger RNA. RefSeq lists its product as uncharacterized. The record is from RefSeq and is a predicted model, not a curated record. Bases 1235 to 2326 code for a protein of 363 amino acids. The transcript has 4 exons. Lineage: Eukaryota; Viridiplantae; Streptophyta; Magnoliopsida; Poales; Poaceae.